UUGCCCGGGCAACCAGCUUUGCUCUCACCCCGCUUGAGAGGAGCCCGGCUGUUGCUCUGGGCAACGCGGUCUGCUGGUUACCACGCCUGCCUUCGCCCGCUUCCGGUUCAGACCCUGCGGAGGGGCGAGGACGAGGCAGAAGUCAGCGGGAUGCCUGUGGGGCCGUGGAGGAAGAGGGUAUCCCUUUGGGAUGGAACUAGGUCCUGGACACCCCCUCUCAAGUGCGGGGAGGCUGAUACUACAACUCCCAGCAUGACUCGCGGUGGCUGUCCGGUUUCUGCGCGGCUGUUCGCGCAGGGGCCUCAUGGGAGUUGGAGUUCUUUGUUGUGCGUGGGGCUCAAAGGACGUCUGGGGUGGGAAUGGGGGACUAGGGUGCUUGAGUAUCUCUGCAGAAAAGACUCUAGGACCCCGCCACCAUGUUCCCGGAGCCCCCAACCCCGGGGCCUCCAUCGCCCGACACGCCUCCCGACUCCAGUCGCAUCAGCCACGGCCCAGGUGCAGCCAGAAGUAGAGGAGCUGGAGCCAGCACCAUCCGGGCCAGGGCAGCAGGUGGCAGACAAGCAUGAGCUAGGACGACUGCAGUACUCCCUGGAUUAUGACUUCCAGAGUGGCCAGCUGCUGGUGGGCAUUCUGCAAGCAAUGGGAUUGGCAGCCUUGGAUCUUGGUGGCUCCUCGGACCCCUAUGUGCGGGUCUACCUGCUGCCAGACAAACGGAGGCGGUACGAGACCAAGGUGCAUCGGCAGACGCUGAACCCUCACUUUGGGGAGACCUUCGCCUUCAAGGUACCCUACGUGGAGCUGGGGGGCAGGGUGCUGGUCAUGGCGGUGUACGACUUCGACCGCUUCUCUCGCAAUGACGCCAUCGGGGAGGUGCGGGUCCCUAUGAGCUCCGUGGACCUGGGGCGGCCAGUGCAGGCCUGGCGGGAGCUGCAGGCGGCUCCGCGGGAGGAGGAGAAGCUUGGGGACAUCUGCUUCUCCCUCCGCUAUGUCCCCACGGCCGGGAAGCUCACCGUCAUCGUCCUGGAGGCUAAAAACCUGAAGAAGAUGGACGUAGGAGGACUGUCAGAUCCAUACGUCAAGGUCCACCUGCUGCAGGGUGGCAAAAAGGUGCGGAAGAAGAAAACCACCAUCAAGAAGAACACUCUGAACCCCUAUUACAACGAAGCUUUCAGCUUCGAGGUGCCCUGUGACCAAGUCCAGAAGGUGCAGGUGGAGCUGACCGUGCUGGACUACGACAAGCUGGGCAAGAACGAGGCCAUCGGGAGGGUGGCCGUGGGGGCGGCCGCCGGCGGGGCUGGCCUGCGGCAUUGGGCGGACAUGCUGGCCAACCCGCGGCGGCCCAUUGCCCAGUGGCACUCGCUGCGGCCCCCGGACCGAGUGAGGCUGCUGCCUGCGCCCUGACUCCCGCCCCAAGCCCCCGGCCAAGCCUGGACUCUAGCCCCUGACCCCAGACUCCCGAGACCGGCCAAAGCCAAGCCAUCCCCACCCUUAAGCUUCCUCUGACCGUUACCCUCCCCCCACCUUCCACCCCAACCAUCUGAACCAUUCCUGUCUUCUCACCCCCAACGAUGGCAAUCACGACAACUUUCCAGCAUACUCCCCCGACCCCCGCGGACACACCCAGAUGCGCCAGGGACCCCUGGGAAGGGAAGGCAGCCUGGUUUCUCCUGCCCCCGGGUCCUGCCCCCUGCUUUGACAAUCAGCCAUCCUCGUCUGCUCUCCUCUCUCUUCUAACACAGCCCAUCCCUGCACUGCUCCUGGGGCCAAAUAAAUAUUCAGCAGCUCC
Molecule: messenger RNA, 1786 nt
Organism: Gorilla gorilla gorilla (western lowland gorilla)
Lineage: Eukaryota; Metazoa; Chordata; Mammalia; Primates; Hominidae
Gene: SYT5
Product: synaptotagmin 5
Exons: 7
Coding region: 151-1401 (416 amino acids)
Biological process (GO): synaptic vesicle endocytosis; calcium ion-regulated exocytosis of neurotransmitter
Cellular component (GO): exocytic vesicle; axon; dense core granule
Molecular function (GO): phosphatidylserine binding; clathrin binding; calcium-dependent phospholipid binding
Source: RefSeq, a predicted model, not a curated record